Molecule: messenger RNA, 2079 nt
Organism: Paracoccidioides brasiliensis Pb18
Exons: 1
Coding region: 1-2079 (692 amino acids)
Biological process (GO): phosphorelay signal transduction system; phosphorylation
Molecular function (GO): phosphorelay sensor kinase activity
Source: RefSeq, a predicted model, not a curated record
AUGUCCAAUAAUGAACCGUUGCUUGUUGAUAAUUUGGACAUGAAGUCCUCUACCCCACCAACCAUUGGGCUCAAAUCCAGCCUCUCUAUCCGCUCGAAAGGGGCGCCACCACCUGAGGCUCAGCCAGAAUGUCAACUCAUGUGCCCUAGCAUCAUGGAUCGCAUUAUCUCGUUAUCGCCGGUGCCGACCAUUGUGUUGAACUCCUCAUUCGAUAUUUUGGAAGUCUCCUGCAGCCAAAUAAAUUUCUCUGGACUCGACCGAGAUGACUAUAUUGGUGCCAACAUAUAUAACCUCGACCCCGCCAAAAUCCCCGUGACCAGCAUAGAAGCCCUUCGAAACGGAAUCGACAAAGCGAUCAAGCUCAGAAGUGUUUGCAAAAUUGAUAGCAUUGAGGUUGUCUCGCAUUCUUAUUACUGCAAUCUACGAAUUUCUCCCAUAUUCGAGAACGACUCCUCCCUCGUCUAUAUUAUUCUCGAAAGCUGCGAUAUUACGAAGAUACAUAGGGAGGGCGAUGUUGUUGAUCCGUCACUCGAUGCUCCGGACAUCUACAAGCAUCUGAUUGACAGCGUGAAACACGUCGUGAUAUUCAUGCUGACGCCCGAAGGGAAUGUUGCUACCUGGAAUGAUGGAGCCUCCGCCCUCAAGGGGUAUGCCGCUGAGGAGAUUAUCGGCCAGCAUUUUUCGAUAUUUUAUUCCCCAGAGGACCGCUUAAAGGACAAGCCACGCAAAGAACUUGCCAAGUGUUUACAGGAUGGCAAACUGGAGGACGAGGGCUGGCGCGUUCGCAAAGACGGCACGAAAUUUUUUGCCAAUGUUGUGAUCAGCCCUGUUUACCGCUUCCGAGUCCUAGUCGGCUUUAGCAAGGUUACGCGUGAUAUCACAGACAGGAAGGAAACUGAGGACCGUUUGGUGGCCGCUUACGAAGAAUCUGCCAAACUCAAAUCUCAAUUUUUGGCGAAUAUGAGCCACGAGAUCCGCACCCCAAUGCACGGCAUGCUAGCAGCGCUCACGUUGCUCAAAGACACCGGGCUAAACGAUAAACAGGACGAAUAUGCCAAGAUAAUCGAGAACUCGGGAUCCAUUCUCUUGCGUGUUAUUAAUGACAUUCUCGACUACUCCAAACUUUCCUCGGGAACUUUCACGCUCAAUUCUGAUCUGCUAAGCGUUCAACAAAUCCACAGGAACGCAAUACAACACUGCCAGACCUUGCUAAAACCCGGAAUAACACUGACAUCCGAAGUUGCAGAAGCUAUCCCAGAAUUCUCCAAAGGGGAUCCUCUGCGAUAUCAACAAAUACUUCAGAACUUACUGAUGAACUCAGCAAAGUUCACGGAAUCCGGGUCAAUUCAUGUCAGGUCCAAGCUAACCAAUGAUGAGUUGUCGUCCCACCGUAUUUAUACUGAGGUUAUCGACACCGGGAUCGGGGUCGCUGCCGAAGCUGCGAAACGACUUUUCGACCCUUUCACUCAGGUUUUCAGCUCUACAGGGGAACAAUACCAAGGAAUCGGUCUUGGACUGGCGAUUUGCAGAAAUUUAAUAGACUUCAUGGGUGGUUCAAUUGGUUAUCACCCCAACCCUGACGGUCAGGGUUCUGUGUUUUGGUUUUCGGUACGACUAGGAAAAGUGGACGUGGCCACCAGUCCUGGCCCUUCCGGGGCGCUCUCUCCAAUUGAAAUGGAACCCAUCGAGGAACUCAAAGCUAUUGCUCCGGGUAAGCAACUCCUCCUGGUCGAGGAUAAUAAGAUAAGCCAAGCUGUUAUGUUGAAGUUGCUAAAAAACUUGGGCUUUGGGCGCGUUGAUGCCGCAUAUGAUGGAGCCCAAGCGCUGAAAAUGCUGCGGGCGAAGCCGUUUUCUUACCACGCCGUGUUGAUGGAUAUCAACAUGCCUGUUAUGGAUGGUGUGGAAGCCACCGUGGAGAUACGGAACUCGUUGAAGCUAGAUAUUCCCAUAAUUGCGAUGACAGCGAAUGCCCUCCAAGGUGAUGCGGAAAUGUAUUUGUCCAAGGGAAUGGAUGGGUACGUCUCCAAGCCGGUGAAUCGGAACCAUUUGAUUAAGAAUUUGGUAAGGGUUCUUAGAUGA